AAAAAUUGUAGAAGAGAAAAGAAGAAGAAGAAUCAUUGAAUAGAGGAUUGAUUGCAAUUUGCAACCCCUACCUGUAAAUAAUCCAUCAUCGUCAUAUUUUUAGAUGACAGUCAUGUCAUGUAAAGUGCUGCCCUUUUACAGGGUGGGUUGAUCCCAAUGAGAUACCCUUCAGUCUUCGGAUUGGCACUAUUCCUCUCAUUUUCCGUUACAUCAUCAUCUUCAUCUUUUCCACGAACACCAUUCUUUCGUCUUCCAUCUUCCUCCAUCAUCUCAAUCCCAAAAGCCACUCCCUCCGACUUAUUAUCUCUUUUGGGUCCCACACCUCACUCCAAACUCGUCAAUCCCGUCGUAGCACGCCAACUCAAAUCAUGCCUCAAAUUCCUUGUCCCCUUUUCUCCAACGGUUACCGAUUCUCCUCCUCGUCACCGGAAAUUGGGCCGGUCCGAACUCACCGGUUCGAACCGGAGAAAUGAUAACGAUAUGAUUUGGUGGCCGCCAGAGCCCGUUUUGGAACUUGCUCGCCUCGCCGUCGAUUCCAGUGGUGACCCUGCCGCCGUUCACCGCGCUCUUGACCCCACCGUCAUCCCAGUACCUGAUGUGGAAGGAUCAAACGAAGACCGAUGCCAUCUCACCAGAACUCCCUAUGGAAGACGUUUCAUUUCUGAGGAAUUGAACAUGUAUAUGCAAUUUUUGUUUGAACUCAUUGUUGAUCGAGGUCCUUCUAUUGGGUUUGAUGUUGCCUUGAACCGAUAUGAUUUAUUCCAUGGCCAUCUCUUUCUAUCCAUACACUCUGGAAGACUUGGUGUCUUAUUCCAUGCAAGGGAAUAUCCGGCAUAUGAUAAAAAAGUGUUCCCGUACAACAUGGGUUUUUGUCAGAGAGGGUCCAAUGUGACAUAUGAUGAUUCAAUGAACUUGCGAAAUAUUCUCUGGCUGGCUCCUUUGCCCGACAAUUCCACCAAAUCUUGGGUGGCACCAGGGGUUCUGGUAGUGCUGGAUGCUAGACCUGAUGGAAUCAUAUACAGAGAUCUAAUACCAGAUUAUGUAAAAAUCGCGAGGACUAUAUAUGAAGAUGAUUUAGGGGAGGUUGCUGUUGAUGUAAACAUCUUGAACGUGGGUUCUCAAAGUCAAAAUUAUCAAAUAUUCAUAUGCUGAUGCUAUGCUUGACACCCAGCUUAUAUCAAAAUUAUCAAAUAUUCAUAUGCUGAUGCUAUGCUUGACACCCAGCUUAUAUAAAUGAAGAUUGUCCAAAGGCUUCACUAAUAAUGGAAAGCUCGAUUACCAGAAAGAUUGCACAGUGGAUUUCCUCCAAUUUGAGAGGUCUAUUGAUUGCUGUGUUCCAUUAUUACUUUGUAUGCUUGUGUAUUGUAUUCAAAUUGACCCUUCAAUUUUAUGCAUUUCAAUUUGUUAAAAAAAGAACUUUAUGCAAUUCAAUGUCAUUGUACCAAUGCAAGGACUUGUCCGAACUAGGGAUGGGAAUAGAUUGAGCUGAGGUAUAUUUUUAAGGUCCAAGUCUGGAUGUUGCUCAAUAUACCCUCAAAUUGCUCGACCGAUUAGGUUGUAACUCCCGAUUGGCUUUUUUUGUGUGUAAACUUCGGUCGGGUCGUAACUCUUGAUCGACUUUUACCGGAAAACCUACGCAAUUUGAGGGGCUUAAUGAACAACCAUCCCAAGUUUGACCUUGUCAAUUUUUAUUUAUUUUUAAAUAUGUAAUUACUUUUCAGAGAUGAAA
This is a messenger RNA of Medicago truncatula (barrel medic), 1729 nucleotides long. RefSeq lists its product as uncharacterized. Lineage: Eukaryota; Viridiplantae; Streptophyta; Magnoliopsida; Fabales; Fabaceae. Bases 157 to 1152 code for a protein of 331 amino acids. The record is from RefSeq and is a predicted model, not a curated record. The transcript has 7 exons.